Molecule: messenger RNA, 1012 nt
Organism: Panthera uncia (snow leopard)
Lineage: Eukaryota; Metazoa; Chordata; Mammalia; Carnivora; Felidae
Gene: TAS2R3
Product: taste 2 receptor member 3
Exons: 1
Coding region: 1-990 (329 amino acids)
Biological process (GO): detection of chemical stimulus involved in sensory perception of bitter taste; sensory perception of taste; G protein-coupled receptor signaling pathway
Cellular component (GO): membrane
Molecular function (GO): bitter taste receptor activity; G protein-coupled receptor activity
Source: RefSeq, a predicted model, not a curated record
AUGUCAACAGAACAAGGUCCGGUCUGCCUAGUAGCUGACAUGUCAGGGCUCCACAAGUGGGUGUUUCUGGUUCUGUCUGCCACUCAGUUCAUUCUGGGGAUGCUGGGGAAUGGUUUCAUAGUGUUGGUCAAUGGCAGCAGUUGGUUUAAGAAUAAGACAAUCUCUUUGUCUGACUUCAUCAUCGCUAACCUGGCUCUCUCCAGGAUCGUUCUGCUGUGGAUUCUUUUGGUUGAUGGUGUUUUAAUUGUGUUCUCUUCCAAAGUGCAUGAUGAAGGGAUAAUAAUGCAAAUUAUUGAUAUUUUCUGGACAUUUACAAACCACCUGAGCAUUUGGCUUGCCACCUGUCUCAGUGUCCUCUACUGCCUGAAAAUUGCCAGUUUCUCUCACCCUACAUUCCUCUGGCUCAAGUGGAGAGUUUCCAGGAUGGUCGUACAGAUGAUCUUGGGUGCGCUGGUCUUAUCGUGCGCCAGUGCCCUGUCCCUGAUCCAUGAAUUUAAGAUGUAUUCUAUUCUCGGUGGGAUCGAUGGCACAGGGAAUGUGACUGAGUACUUUAGAAAGAAAAGAAAUGAAUAUAAAUUGAUCCAUGUUCUUGGGACUCUGUGGAACCUGCCUCCUCUGAUUGUGUCUCUGGCCUCCUACUUUCUGCUCAUCCUCUCUCUGGGGAGGCACACACAGCGGAUGGAGCAAAGCGGCACCAGCUCCAGAGAUCCAAGCACUGAGGCCCACAAGAGGGCCAUCAAAAUCAUCCUCUCCUUCCUCCUUCUCUUCCUGCUUUACUUUCUUGCCUUUUUAAUUACAUCAUCCAGUUAUUUCAUACCAGGAACUGAGAUGGUGAAGAUAAUUGGAGAACUCAUUACCAUGUUUUAUCCUGCUAGCCACUCAUUCAUUCUCAUUCUGGGAAACAGCAAGCUGAAGCAUAUGUUUGUGGGGAUGCUGCGGUGUGAGUCUGGUCAUCUGAAGCCUGGAUCCAAAGGACCUGUUUCCCUGUAGAGUGACAGAGGGCACAGGUGGG